AUGUCGCGAGAGGAGGAAAUCGCCGAUUGGUCGCUUAUUCUUGCCCGAGGGCAGGGAUUCCCGCCGGACUACGCCGGCGCGGGCCUUUACUACGGUGGUUCCUGUCAGCUUACGACCCUGUCCCAAGUGGCCACAAAUCCUACGGUGCAGAAUGUCGAUCUCUUGGCGCCUGUCACCUUUAUUUUCCUCUUUGGAUACGGAUUUCCAGGUAUCGGUCUGAGGGUGUGA
This is a messenger RNA of Aspergillus affinis, 228 nucleotides long. RefSeq lists its product as uncharacterized. The transcript has 2 exons. The record is from RefSeq and is a predicted model, not a curated record. Lineage: Eukaryota; Fungi; Ascomycota; Eurotiomycetes; Eurotiales; Aspergillaceae. The coding region runs from base 1 to 228 and encodes 75 amino acids.